AUGUCUUCCGAACUAGAUUUACUCAGUCAAGAAAAUGCUAAGCUUGUGGCCGAAAAUGCUGAGCUUAAGCACGAAAAUUCAAAAUCAAAACAGAUUAUAGAAGACAAUGCCGAGUUUAAGGGCCAAAAUCAUGAAACUGGAACAAACUUAACAUCCCAAUUAUCUUCCCCGCCACCUAUCGAGGACCACUCUGAUAAGAAAUAUAGCGUCAGUGUAAAUCAGCUGAAAACUGAACCCAUAUCACCUGAAAAUAGGUGGUCGAUGAAUUCGUGA
Messenger RNA from Paraglomus brasilianum, 273 nucleotides. The record is from the annotation of a GenBank genome assembly. Lineage: Eukaryota; Fungi; Glomeromycota; Glomeromycetes; Paraglomerales; Paraglomeraceae.